Messenger RNA from Saccoglossus kowalevskii, 2655 nucleotides. RefSeq names its product putative RNA-binding protein EIF1AD. NCBI's taxonomy places the organism in Eukaryota, Metazoa, Hemichordata, Enteropneusta, Harrimaniidae. Gene Ontology annotation, cellular component: nucleus. The record is from RefSeq and is a predicted model, not a curated record. Gene Ontology annotation, molecular function: RNA binding; translation initiation factor activity. Gene Ontology annotation, biological process: translational initiation.
GAAUAAAAUGGCGAUAUUGCGUGUAUUGUUAUCUGUCAGUUGCUCAAAAUCCUGUGGAAUCCAGACAAGUUUCGCGUUGUAACUACACAAUACAUUGCAAUUAUGGAGCAAUAAGCAUUUCAGAAGACGUGUUGGCUUGUUCAAGCCCAGACGACAAAGACUUUAGACAAGCAAACUCGGUCGUGACCUCCGUUUUUGAACUGCGACUCAAUAUUGUAAAAAAAAAAAAUUUAAACCGAACGUUAUAUAUUUAGUGAGGCGUUUCGUCAUUUUACUGGAUAAAAAUGUCCAAAGCGACCAAGCGUAAACAUGUCUUUGGUGAAGUGCUCAGUGAGUACGUACUACCAGAGGAUAAUCAGCGGAUCGUUAAGAUCAGUGCACCACGUGGUAAUAACCUCCAUGAGGUGGAAGCCCCAGGUGGGGAUAAAUUUCUUGUCAGCAUGCCUUCCAAAUUUAGGAAGAAUGUCUGGAUUAAAAGAGGUGAUUUUGUGAUCGUCGACCCUAUAAGUGAAGGUGAUAAGGUGAAGGGAGAAAUAGCAGUGAUAUUAUAUCCUAGACAAAUCAGAUACAUCAAGCAAGAGGGUAAAUGGCCUGUUGAGUAUAUGGAAAAAAGUCAACAAGAAGAGUCCAUGCCAGUGUCAACUUGUACAGUAGAGAACAUACUAGGUGGCAGCGAAGAAAGUGAUCGGUAUACCAGCGAGGAAGAAGAUAAUGAUGAUGAUCUGUUUGUAAACACAAAUAGACCCAAUAUAGUUUAUGAAUCGUCAGAUGAUAGCAGUGAAGAGGAAAGUGAUGAAGGGUUGGACCUUGAGGAUGACUACCAUCAAGAAGAGACCAAUGAUGCAGAUUUGAAAAAGGAUAAUGGAAGUACUAGUGAUGAGGAAGGAGGGAUUGAUAAAUAAAUAAAUAAAUAGAUUAUGAAUUGAUAGAUUGAUAGAUAGAUAUGAUAACCAUAAUUUCAAUACAUUAGUUUGCAGAUUCACCAAUGUAUUGUAUCUUUUCAUUGUUCAUAUAUUGUGGAUGUUAGUGAUUAGUUAUAUAAUCACUGAUACAAUAGAUUAUUUAACACGUAUAUCAAUUUCAGAAUGAACACUGUAGCACUUUAUUUUGUUUCAGUAUGUUGAUUUUGCUCUGUAUCCCUUAUCUCGUCAAGUCAAUGUAAAAUUGCAUGCAGCUGGCAGGAUAAGGUGUAUAGAAAAUGAUUCUGCCGUGUCCGUCGAGAAUAAGCAAGGCAAUAUGAAUACAAAUAAUCAACCCAGAUGACUGCGCUUGUACUCAAUGUGUACCGGUAUGUGAAUGAUUCAUUAUAAACUAAUUAUACACAUGUGUAACAAUCUUGAAAUUCAAGCCAGUUGUCCAUUUCAUUUGACAGUUCUUUACAAUUCCAAAACAAUGGACUUUUGGAUCGCACUUUGUAUGUGCAUGCUCGAUUCAUGCGUGCUCAUACAAAGCAGAAUAAUACUAUGACACUGACGAGAUUACAUAUAUGCCUUUUGUUUCACAGCCUCUUGACCAUUUUUUUAAUGUACACGUCAACUGUCAGGUACAUAUAUUAACUAUUUUGAAUAUCGAAUUGACUGAGCUCACAUUUGCAAUAGGACAGAAAAACGUAUAGCUUUUAAUAUACAUGUACAAUGUAUGUGUCAUAUACCAACCAUUACAGUAUUUGUAAGAUAUCUGGGUCAGAAGUUUGUAAGUAGGCAACCAUUACCAUAGCUUUGGCUGCGAUCAAGUUUUCAUCAUUUUAGGUCGUCAUUAAAUCUUAUCACAUCCAAUCAUUUGUUUAUAAAGCUUCUUUAACUUGAAAAAACAGGUUCGUUUUAUCGUUGAAUAUUAGAUUUUUCUGAAUGUUGAGUUGUAGGAUCCAUGUAGCUGAAUGCAGGGUACCCUCUCGAAGUAAAUACAUGUAGUAGCAAGAAAAUAAGUUAGUCUAACCACAACUAUUGAGGUAUACUAUGAGCUCGGGAGCACCCCAAAUAAAUAAAUAAACAAACAGUAAUUUUAAAAUACAAAAGGUAGCUCAACCAGUUCUCAAACUUCUUGAAUAGAUAAAACAAAAACCAAUAUUUCGACGAUGCUAGGAUCGUCUUCAGAAUAACAGCUCCAAUAGGAUGACCUGUAAACAAUUUGGGCAACCUAUACUGGUACCAAGUUUUUUUUAUCUCGACCUGGUAGCUGUCUUCUAUCACUGGUCACCUUCAUGCCCUAGUCCUAGUCCUAGUCCCACUCGUAUUACUUUCCAUAAUUAGAAAUCUGUCUGAAUUUGAUAGAAAGCACGGGCAAAUUAUUACAAGUAAAUAAACAGUAAUUUUAAAAAUACAAAAGGUAGCUCAACCAGUUCUCAAACUUCUUGAAUAGAUAAAACAAAAACCAACGUUUUGACGAUGCUUAGGAUCGUCUUCUUCAGAAUAACAGCUCCAAUAGGAUGACCUGUGAACAAUUUGGGCAACCUAUACUUGUACCAAGUUUUUUUUAUCUCGACCUGGUAGCUGUCUUCUAUCACUGGUCACCUUCAUGUCCCACUCUCACUUUUGUUACUUUCCAUAAUUAGAAAUUUGUCUGAAUUUGAUAGAAAACACGGGCAAAUAUUACAAGUAAAUAAACAGUAAUUUUAAAAAUACAAAAGGUAGCUCAACCAGUUCUCAAACUUCUUGA